GUUAUAACACCUAACCAACAGAGUAGGUACCUAUUGACCCGUAAUUCGAGAAGCCAUGACAGCACAACACCAACCGCGUCUAGCCCAGCCACGCUCUACCUAACUCAUAGAUCGAGGAGGGGUCCAGCCGCGACUUUGCGAGGUGAGUUAGCUGCAGAUCUGUUGCGUUAGUGGUAGCUAGCAUGAGAGAAUGCUGCCACACCUUGGCUAUCCGCGUUACCCUGGCUGUCUUGGCGGGGCACCAAAUUGAUCUCGGAAAUCAUAUCAAACCCCCCUUUUGUGGGUUGGAAGGGCGCGUUUCGGGUGAGAUUCUUACACGUCCGAGGUUGCUUUCCGGGCGUGUAUACGCCUGAUGAGAGGUAACCAGUCAGCAGCACGCCGGAGACAGUCUCUCCCAACCUGAAGUUGGCGUUUUGGCCUCUUAUCGACGCGAAAACAUCGCCGACGCGCUGUAAGCAAGGUUGUGCUUCAUCCAAUACCUAGUUAUCGCUUGUUGGUCGCGUCCUAGAAUGGAUUUGCCUCUACCUUGUCAUAUGUUCAACCAACACCGUCGUCUGCAGCAGGGCCUCUGCGUCCUUUAUUUCGUCCUCUCGCAGUCCUAAACACCACAGACGCCAGCACCACCCAUACCUCUCACAAUCAACACCGACGACCAACCAUGACUAGUCAAGCCAACGACCCGUUCAGCAAAGAAGUGCUUCGUCUCCGAGCCGAGUAUGAGCACCGUCGCGUUACUACCAAUCUUUAUCCGCCUGGUGGUCGAUCACUUCUCGAACUGGAGCUCCGGCGCGGCGAUAAGUCUUACAUGACGUACUGGUUUGACGACGGCACCACGUAUGGCCAAUGCGUGCGCAUCUUCGACGUUCCCGGUACUCUCUCGGGCGACAUACUACGACUCUAUCGCAACUUGCCUCCCGUGUCAGGUCACUUUGAGAUCGAUGGCGACGACAUACGUCCGCUAGACCGCCCUUUUGAGCAUCCUGAACUCAUAGAGGACGACUCCGAGGACGUGAGCGAGCUCGUGUCCACGCUGCCUCUCGUCUGUGUUGACCCAGCGAAGCACUUUGUCAAGAAGGGCAAGUACCGAAGCGAAAUCGAUAAUCUCAUCAGGUGUCAGGGCGGCUCUGUGCCAGGCCAUCCAAUGUCUCCGCACGUUAUCCAGCUUCUUGGCAGGUCUGCCGACGGGAAACUCACCUUCGAGAAGCUGUCGUCUAGCGCGCGCACUCUUGGUGGCUUCUCCUCUUUGGCCGUUUACAAGAGUUGGAUUCUGCAGCUCAUCGACGCCUUGGAUUGUCUUCACUCAGUCGGCAUCGUUCAUCGCGACUUGCGCGCCGACAACCUUCUCUUUUCAGACGACGGGAAGCGUCUGGUCGUCUGCGACCUCGAAAGCCGCUGGGGAGAGCGGUCAGCGCCCGAGGUCAGCUUCGACGGAGGCCCGGAAGACUCAGGGUGGACCCCGAGGUCCGACAUAUAUGACAUUGGAAAUUGCAUCAAAAGUAUGGUUUACGCGAACGCGCCAAUCACGCGUUUCAUCGAAUGGCCUGUUCCACCUCCGCUCCAGACCAUCGUCAAAGCAUGCAUGCAUCCGAGACCAGAGGAGCGUCCAACUCUAGCUGACUUGCGUGUCAUGGUAGAGGAGAUCCAGGUGUGAGCGCACCAGGGCAUGCGGACCGCGGGGUCUGGAAGUUUAAAUAUUGGCUUACCUAGCUUUUGUUUCUAAACUUGGAGAACAACAGAUGUCAUUGACGGAAACCGUUUAUAAAAACCCUUACCAUACCUAAGUAGAGCCUGUUUAUUGCGUCAAAAUCGCAUUAGGGGCCAAGCCCAGGCCAAACUUGGGUCAGGCUCGGGCUUAAAGCAGCAUGGCUCAGGUCUAGAUGUGGCACUCUACUUACAAGGUUCUAGGUACGUGGUAUACUCGUCUCGGGGCGCCAAGGAGCCCUAAGGAGAAUUGACCUGGUCCUGGGGACCAGUCGGUGGAAAGGUGUGGGUGUGACCAGCGUUCCCUUUCGUCCCAGAUCGCCUGGCGCCCUGCCUUUAGCAUCAUAUAAUACUUUACCCGCUACCACCCGGACGUGCACGACUACUCGACCUUGCACAGCGCCGCAGGGUCGGACUCGGCAGUGCGACCGGAUUUCUACUGGGACACAUAGCGAUGCCCGGGGCGCCGUGCCUAGUCUCGAUCAUUCCCGCAUUGCUCCGCGUGCUCUCGUCGCCAGACAGAUUGCCGGUGUGGAGCAGUCUUCCCUGGUCUGCUCCCCGAACGGCGAAGCUCGGAGGCGCAGCCCGAGUGCGGCGCCGAUGUUGGCUAUCCUUCACAAAACGGAUCGAGUAGGGCGUUAG
Molecule: messenger RNA, 2343 nt
Organism: Durotheca rogersii
Lineage: Eukaryota; Fungi; Ascomycota; Sordariomycetes; Xylariales; Xylariaceae
Product: kinase-like protein
Exons: 1
Coding region: 659-1651 (330 amino acids)
Biological process (GO): protein phosphorylation
Molecular function (GO): protein kinase activity; ATP binding
Source: RefSeq, a predicted model, not a curated record